Metopolophium dirhodum (rose-grain aphid) is the source of this 654-nucleotide messenger RNA. Its product is annotated as zinc finger MYM-type protein 1-like. The record is from RefSeq and is a predicted model, not a curated record. Lineage: Eukaryota; Metazoa; Arthropoda; Insecta; Hemiptera; Aphididae. Bases 1 to 654 code for a protein of 217 amino acids. Gene Ontology annotation, molecular function: protein dimerization activity. The transcript has a single exon.
AUGUGCAAAAAGUGGGGUGUACCUUUAGACGUAGUUCAAACCAGACAACGACUAGCAACAAAAUAUUUUGACGAAGUUGAUGGUGAUCGCAGAUUAAAUAUAACAGAAAGUAAUUUUAAAAUUAAAAUUUUCUUACCACUUAUUGACACUGUGUUGAAUCAGCUUAGGGUGAGGUUUGAAAGUUUAAAAGAAGUUUGUGAUGUGUUUGAGUUUUUAAAGCCAGAAUCAAUAAUCAAAUCAAAAGAAUCAAAAAUUAUAAAAAGUUGUUAUGAUUUUGUACUAUUGUAUAAAUCAGAUGUUGGUUCAGAGCUAGUAAGUCAAAUUCUAUCUCUAAAAGAAAUUAUUGUUAACAACAAUUUAAAGUCCAUCCGCGAUUUGGCAAUAUUUAUUGUACAACAUGAUUUUUCAACUAGCUAUUCAGAAGUUUUAGCAGCUUGUAUUCUUUUUUUGACUCUUCCAGUUACAGUUGCGACCGCAGAAAGGUCAUUUUCAAAGUUAAAACUAAUAAAAAAUUAUUUAAGAAAUUCAAUGGGACAAACGCGCUUGUCAAACAUAGCAGUGCUAAACAUAGAACAACAUCGCACGGCUGAAUUAUCAUUAGACAAUAUUAUAUCACAGUUUUCAAACUUAAAAGCCAGAAGAAUGAAGUUUUAG